Molecule: messenger RNA, 2583 nt
Organism: Saccostrea cuccullata (small rock oyster)
Lineage: Eukaryota; Metazoa; Mollusca; Bivalvia; Ostreida; Ostreidae
Exons: 4
Coding region: 90-572 (160 amino acids)
Source: RefSeq, a predicted model, not a curated record
AAAUUUAGAAUCACACCUAAAAACAAGAAGUAAAAAUGUGACAAGGAAAUUUAACAAAAAACAAGUCAAAAAUUCGUACUAUUCUCUUCAUGGACUGGAAACUAUUGACUGUUGUCUUUGCUAACAUUCUAGGUUUGUCCACUGUUUCUGGUUCCUGCUACUAUAACUCGUAUACGUCCAACUACUACUGUUACGAUGACUACAGUAACUACGAUUAUUACUACAGCUACUACCGUAACUACUCCUAUACACUGGGUGUUGGUGCCAUCCUUGGUAUCAUAUUUGGCUCCCUCGCUGGAUUGGCCACGUUGAUUGGACUUGUCGUCUGUUUGUGUGUAUGCGUAUGCAGAAAAACAACACCAAAUCAAGGCGCAGUUCUUUAUUACAAUCCCAACACAAAUGCAGGAGCAACUGUGUUGCAAACUACUCAAACAUCGACACAGCCUUACACUCAGCAAGGGUUUUACUCACCUUAUCCUGUGCAAAAUGGAGCAUUUUCUGGUGCUUCACCUCCCCAGUACAGUCCUCCUCAACAGGCUACUGAUAAUGAAAAUCACACCCAGAAAUACUAGUGACAUGUUGCUAAAAUGGUUGUUACAUCAUCGACAUUCUAAAAAUAGUGUAAAAGUGUAAACUGGUAAAGACCAGCAAUCACUUAUUUUACUAGUCUUUUUUUUUUCUCUGUAUGUUUGUAUAUUGUUGUUAACGUUUUCCAUUUAUUGUUGAAUUAUUCAUAAAUGCAGUUUUAAAACACACCUCAAAGAGAAAUACUUUUUAAACAUGUAUAUAAUAUUUAUAAACUUUGGUGACUGAUUAUAUAUUAAUCAUUAUAAUAAUUUUGAAACUUCUUCUAAAAGUACGUAUGUUUUUGUGAAGACUAAACAUAAAGAACUCUUUUAAAAUUAAGAAAAAUUCCAGAGAUACACAAGUCAUGUUUGAAAAUGGCAACCAAUCUUUUAUUUGCAAUUUCAAAGAUAACUUUACAUGUAGUUACAUGUAGGUACCCUACCAAAUAUAUACUUACAUAGCAGGGAAUCCCUUUUUAUGGUUCAAUACAAAUGAAAUAUAAUACAUAGUUCAUUAUUGUCUCGUGUGGUUUUUUUCUGUCCAAUGUAUUUCAAUUUUUCGAAAUUAUGAACUUAAAAAAAAUAUCAUUCUAUUGUAUAUUCAGUGAAAUUAAGAGCCAGACUUUGGAAAAAGACCCUGCAUGCUAUUGCAGGUCUGUAUAAUUAAGAAAUAAAGUCAGCGUUUUCGUGAAUGUUGCAGAAUAACCUCCGAGGUCGAGACGGAAGAGGUUAUUCUGCAUCAUUCACGACAACAAGGACUUUAUAUCUAUUCUACCAUGUAUAACUACAAUUGCUAAACUACGGAUAAUCGUUUCCUCUCUCAUGUCUAUAGAGAAACAAAUUAGGUCACCAUGUCUCGAUUACGCUGUAUUUUUAACACCAGAGGUAAAAUUUUUUUGCUUACCUGUGUAUAGAAUGCAGACGAUUUGAGCUUUCGUUACAUUAAAAAUAGCCUUUUUAAAUUACAAAUUUGUUCGUAAUGUGUAUUGAUCAGUUAAAAUGAAUAUACAAUAACAAAAUCAUGUUCCUGUUUUACUGCUAAAAUCACAAUGUUUAAUGUGUAGGAAGGUCCGUGGAAUAGCCUCGCUUACACAUGUAGCUAUAAAAACCCACAUUCAUCAGCAACUUGAUGCGAUUUACAGUGUUUAUAUUGCAAAAGACGACACAUCGGUGCGGUCAAAACAAGUAUUUCAUUCUACAGCCAAACAUGCAUUUGAAUUGUUCAGAUUUGAUACGUGUUUCUGAUCUGAUUAUUUUUUGAUGACGUUCGUGAUUUAUUGGAGAAUAAUGUCUGCCGGUUUCCUUUAAUGUUUUCAAUAAUCGUGGUAGAAUUAUAUCUACUUUCCAUUUCAGGUUGACUUAUUCAAUCUCCUUAAAGAUGCUCCAAAUUUCAUUAACUGUUGUGAUGUCUUAUUCAUAUCAGUGAUGAAAAUCAUUUGACAAUGCAAAAAUAAUAUAUACACUGUAAAAGGACAAAGCUUUCCAUUGUCACUCCUCUGCAUUGAGAAACAUUCAUAUAAGAUGACUUGCAGGAAAAAAAAACAUGUUAAUUAUCCAUGGCACCUGAUCCUACCUCUGAUGUUUCGGAGGUCCUUGUUUGCUCUGCUCCUAUUUUGUAUUGUUUUAUGGACUUUGAUAUUGAAUGAUGUUCGUUAUCUCCACAUCCCCUUAAGUGGGUUAUGUAAUUUUUUUCUGCAAUAGCUGCGACAUUAAUGCCCGAAAUAAUAUCCAAAGAAAGACAAUUUUUUGUUUAUACAUGUAUUAACAUCUGUUGGAAAAAAAAAAACAUUCAAAGUGAAAUUAAAUGAUUUGUGUUAAAUAUUGUAUUGUUGAUAAAUAUGUCAUUGCAUGCUUAACUGAUGGAACAGCCAUUAUUCAAGAAAUCUGUGCACGUGGCUUGCAUAGUGUCGUUCAUGCAUGAAUCUAUGGCAAUGGUCUUCAUAAAAAAUAAAGGAAAACUAUUCAAUGGAUGUAAAUAUAUGUUCUAUAAUCUUGUAAUGUAUUUGAAAUAUAUUGU